Pocillopora verrucosa is the source of this 2075-nucleotide messenger RNA. RefSeq lists its product as uncharacterized. Lineage: Eukaryota; Metazoa; Cnidaria; Anthozoa; Scleractinia; Pocilloporidae. The record is from RefSeq and is a predicted model, not a curated record. Gene Ontology annotation, biological process: protein polyubiquitination. Gene Ontology annotation, molecular function: ubiquitin protein ligase activity; metal ion binding.
AGUUUUUAAAGAUGGAGACUGCAUCGGCUGCCGAGAGGAAGGCUAAUGGAUUUUGCAGAUAUUACAUACGUGGAGAAUGCAGGGAGGGUGAUAACUGCAGGUUUUCACAUGACAGCAAAGAUGUCCCUAUAUGCCACUAUUACCAGGAAGGACGCUGCUUAUUUGGAAAAAAUUGUUGGUACAAUCACCCUGAUGAGCAACUUUUCAUGCCUGCUGUUUAUCCAGCCAUAGCUGUUAUUGAAAUGGGUGCCGUUGAAGCAGGAGGCAACCUUAACCUGCUGUUGGCUGCUGCUGUCGCCGGGGUACAAACAGAUGAUGAUGACAGCAGCAGUGAUGGUGACCAUGGGCGUGACCCUUUGACAUUAGACGAUGCUAUGGAACUGUGGAACAGACUUAGAAGGAGACAAGCUCGUGAGCAAUCAAAUGAAGCCGAGCAAAUAGAAGAAGACAGCGAUGCAUCAAGUAACGACUCCGACGCGUCUAUCUGCUUAGAGAAACACAUCCACGAGUUCUUUCACGAAAUCCGAAACCACGACUUGAGUUUAUGGGACAUUGAAACGGUGUAUAAGCUCAUCUCUAAUCUAGCUGAACUGUCUAUCAAAGAAUUUGACGAGUAUAACAUCGCAUUGAGCUUAAUCUUGGGAGAAACUGUCCGUCAUUGGCGCCCGUCUGCCAGUAAUACUGCAGAAUUGUUCUUGAAGAUAUGUGAGAAGGACGGCGCAGAUCUUUCCAGUUUAAUUCUUACGCUGUGUAACGCGCCAGUUAGAGUCAAAUUUCUGGAGACCCACAUAGCAUGUAUUUUGACGGUCGCGCAAAGGACUUUCACCAAGGAGUGGUCCGCAGAGGCGGUCGGGAAACUUCUUCAAGUUGUCGAAGACAAUGGGUUUAAUAUUGAUGCUACAGAGGUUUUUCAUCGCAUGGGAAAAGAACUAGGGGACCCUGAGUCAUUAGGAAAGCUCGUUCGGGAAUAUCUCCUGGCAACAGGCGAUAAAGAUUCUUUCAAUUGUAGGUGUAAGACGGCUGAAUGUGAAUGUACAGUUACAGUGGACGAAGGACUUGCUUACAUCGUUUUCGCAGGACUGGAGAGGAAGAUGAAUUGGGACGACGAAAAGAAAUUAGCGUUCUUCAGGAGUGCCACAGAUACGUUAUGGGCGCCUGAUGUUUUGAACGAAUUAGGUGAACUUUUCAGUAUAAAGGAUCCCAUGAACGUUUGCCAACCUCGAGUAGACAAACGCCUCAACUGGAAUGCGAAGGAGUUUGUGAAGGCUGAAGAGCACGCUGCUACAGAGAGACCGUACACGAAACCAAACAACCCAAGAAAAUAUCAGUGCAAAGGAGCAAGAUGCUCAAACCAGCCCAAGAAAGGCUGCGAAUUUGAAAUGUGUGGACGGUGUUGUAAAAAGAUCGCCGAGCCAUGUUCUGUCCACGAUGAUGCGUUUAGUGUAUUUGAGCCCCCAGUUUUUGAACGGAAUUUAAGCUUCUACAUGAUUGAACCCAAAGUUUUCUUCAGUUCUAGGGAUGACCUGGAUGAUAUCAGCGGUAUUCCUACACCAUUCCGAAGUAUUACAUUCGGUUCAGAGUUUUCUGUGCGGGAUGAUGACGUCAUAAAAGCCGUGGACCUCUGCAAGGACAAUUUAGUGGUACUAGAGCUUGGAUCCUCAGACACAGGGACUGGCGUAUGGUUGUCAGAUGUGGCCGUGCACCACAUUGCCAGCAACUGUCCCAAUCUGCGCAAACUCCGUUUGGAGUCCGUCACCGGUGCUACCGAUGCCGCGGUCAUUGACGUCAUGUAUAGGUGCCCGCUAAUGGAAGAACUAGAAGUCAGUGGUCAUGACCGCAGUUCGGGUUCCCUGACGGAUGAAUGUAUCAAGCGUUUGUUUGACAUGAGUGUGUUGCCAAACUUGAAGGGAUUGAUCAUCACUGAUCAAAUGCGCGUGCGCCAUGAUGUGGUGUAUCGACUGCGCAGGCGUCGACCCAAGCUGAAAAUCAUCGCUGGCGACACUGACAGCGACAGCAUGGCGCAUUCUAUGGUGCUUGGAAUGAUGGGGAUGUGUUAUGGGGACGGGCUAUAUUAA